AUGAUUAUGUUUUUAAUAUUGAUAUGGGUUGGAGUACAUGUAGCUCUAAUCUCUCUAUAUUUAAGAAGAAAAUACUCAAGGUUCAGCGACUUCAACGUAAAAUGUAAAAAGAUAGUGCCAAUAUUGGGAAAUUUGCAUAGAUUUAUUUUUCGGCUGGACAGCUUUACUGAUGAUAUAGAUGCAAAUUAUAAUUCUUUUUCUGGAGAAAGAUUCACAGGUAGAUAUGAGUUUUGGAAACCAGUACUACUUAUUCGUGAUUUAGAUUUGGUGAAGAAGAUAGCCAUUAAAGAUUUUGAGCACUUUACUGAUCACCGCACUGUGACCAAUGAAGAAAUUGAACCGCUGUUUGGAAGAAAUCUUAUCUCUUUAAAAGAUAAUUUGGCAUCCUUU
Messenger RNA from Brenthis ino (lesser marbled fritillary), 390 nucleotides. Lineage: Eukaryota; Metazoa; Arthropoda; Insecta; Lepidoptera; Nymphalidae. The record is from the annotation of a GenBank genome assembly.